Topomyia yanbarensis is the source of this 1661-nucleotide messenger RNA. It is a transcript of the gene DhpD, whose product is annotated as guanine deaminase. Lineage: Eukaryota; Metazoa; Arthropoda; Insecta; Diptera; Culicidae. Gene Ontology annotation, cellular component: cytosol. Gene Ontology annotation, biological process: guanine catabolic process. The record is from RefSeq and is a predicted model, not a curated record. The transcript has 4 exons. Gene Ontology annotation, molecular function: zinc ion binding; guanine deaminase activity. Bases 142 to 1518 code for a protein of 458 amino acids.
ACGAACACCAUCAAUGAGUCCGACCGCAUGUCGUGAUGCGACUCACAUCACAACAGGCAGACUCGAAGAGCAACGUUAUUUUUUGGGUUCGAUAUUCGUUUCAUUCAUAGAGCAGCUAUCGCCGGUAACGGAUUCGCCACGAUGGAGAGAAUAUUUUUUGGACAAAUCAUUCACUCGACGUCUUUCGAUUCCUUGGAACUACUCACUGAUGGAUUUGUUGCUGUUAAGAACGGAAAGAUAACAGCAAUUGGAGCCAAAUCUGAGUACGAAUCUUUGCCGGAAAAGGAGUCUUACGAGAAAGUCGAGCUGACUGAAUCCCAAUUUCUAUUACCAGGAUUCAUAGACUGUCACAUCCAUGCGCCUCAGGUACCGAACAUUGGACUGGGUUUAGACAAAGAUCUACUGGGCUGGUUGAGUACGUACACGUUCCCAUUAGAGGCUGAAUAUAAGGAUGUCGAAUUUGCACAGCAGGUAUAUAGUACUGUGGUUCGUGAUACGAUUGCAAGUGGUACAACUUGCGCUUGCUACUUCGCGACAAUUUACAAUGACAGUAACAAGGUGUUAGCAGAUGAAAUAAUCCGCCAAGGUCAGAGAGCCUUCGUAGGGAAGGUUUCGUCGAACAGAUGUUGUCCAGACUAUUACAUAGAAACUGGCACCGAUGCCUCAGUUCAAGACAAUAUCGAUUUCAUAGAAUAUCUGCUGUCGAAAAAUAUUGAUCGCGUCAAACCGAUCAUCACUCCCCGUUUCGCGAUCAGCUGUGAUAUGGAGUUAAUGAAAAAGCUAGCAGAAUUAGCUGUACGUUACAAUCUGAACGUUCAAUCUCAUAUUUCAGAAAGCUUGGGAGAGGUUGAGUCAGUGAAAGAAUUUUAUCCGCAUUGCAAAAACUAUUCGAACGUUUAUGACGAGGCAAAAUUGAUGACCAAUCGUUGCGUAUUGGCCCAUGGAGUGCAUCUGGAAGAUGAAGAACUGGAAAUUUUUGCAACUCGAGGAACCUCCGUUGCUCACUGUCCGACAUCGAAUACCAAUCUAGGUUCAGGAAUGUGCGACGUGAAACGUCUACAUGCCGCAAAAGUAAAAGUUGGUUUGGGAACGGAUGUUUCCGGGGGAAAUCGGAUUGCAAUAUAUGAUGUAAUGCGAGCUGCUUUAGACGUGUCCCAUCAUUUGAACGUAAUGAAGAAACAAGACGUUAAGGGGACCGGUAAAGUAGUGCCAACUUCGAAAUAUAACGAGCUGUAUGUACCUUUAAAUUACAAGCAAGUGAUUUAUCUGGCCACGUUGGGCGGUGCUGAAGCAUUAUCGAUCGCGGACAAGGUGGGCAACUUUAUGCCUGGUAAAGAGUUUGACGCACUACUCAUUGACACGUCAGUGUACCCCAUCAACAGAUACAAACUACCAGCAGCUUUAAUGCAAAACAAAUCCCCUAAAGAGAUGUUGCUAGAGCAGCUUCAGAAGUUUGUCUACGUGGGAAACGAUCAGAACAUUGUUAAUGUAUUCGUUGCUGGUCAAAAGGUCAAGUAAACUCUAACAAAUUUCGACGACAUUCCAAACUAAUGAACAAAUUGAAAAAAUGUCUUUUUAUUUAAUCAUAGUUCCCACCGAAAUACACAAACAGUCAUUCUCUUAUCCCACCCGUUCUAUUCGUCUCACGGUAAAGGUAUUGU